Protomyces lactucae-debilis is the source of this 2987-nucleotide messenger RNA. Its product is annotated as cell division control protein 54. Gene Ontology annotation, cellular component: MCM complex; nucleus. The coding region runs from base 332 to 2947 and encodes 871 amino acids. NCBI's taxonomy places the organism in Eukaryota, Fungi, Ascomycota, Taphrinomycetes, Taphrinales, Protomycetaceae. The transcript has a single exon. Gene Ontology annotation, biological process: DNA strand elongation involved in DNA replication; DNA replication; mitotic DNA replication initiation. The record is from RefSeq and is a predicted model, not a curated record. Gene Ontology annotation, molecular function: ATP binding; single-stranded DNA binding; single-stranded DNA helicase activity.
CGGUAUACGCGGCUGAUUUAAGUUUUGACGUCCUCAGCUUUCGAAAGAAGUGCGGGUUCAAGUCCCGCAGGGCUCAUUUUUUUAUUUCCGCAAUAUAUACUUCGUGUCAACUAAGGCACCUGUACAAAUAGCUUGACAAUACUAGUGACAUUUGGUCUGCCUACCCGUCAUUUUGAGACCCUCAAUGCUCCAUUUUCCUUCUUGAAGCUGGUAACUGCAGUGUAAGUUACUGUGUAUUGUCCUGUCGUGAACUUCCCCUCACGUGUCUCAGCUGUAAAUUCGCGUUGUGAAGGUUAAAGACGCGACCAAGAGCUCCAUCGACACGCUACACAUGAGCUCUCCAGCUGCUUCAGAGCCGCAAGAGCGAGCACCUGCAGCAAAUGGCACACCUGCUCGCUCUGCACGAAAUGGCAACAACUCACCUCUCUUCUUCCCGUCCUCUGCUGUUUCGCAGCGCAUUCUCGGUAGUGAUGCCGCAACACCGCGGCCAGCACCCAGCUCAGCGCGCGCCCGGGGUUCAUCGCCUCUUCGCUAUGGUUCCGCUGCCUUGCGCAGUGAUUUGACGGCUGUGACGGCCGGUACACCGCGUUCACGUCGCGGUGACAUCAAUGCUGCACAAACCCCGUCGCGUCGCUCAGUCUUGUCUGCCAUGCAGCAAUCUGACCAGGCUGAACCUGAAGAAGGCGUGCGCGUUAUUUGGGGAACGAAUGUUUCCAUUGCAGAAAGUAUACAGAGUUUCCGCACAUUCUUGACCUCCUUUAAGCCAAAGUAUCGCAUGAUCGCGCAAGGGGAAGUUCCUGAAGCUGGAGAAGGCGACGAGACCAUUUACUUUGACAAGGUCAAUCAGAUGCGUCAACUGGGCUUGGCAAAUCUCAACCUCGAUGUUCAGGAUCUGGCCGCGUACCCAAUCACCAAAAAGCUCGCCAAUCAACUCAAAAAUUAUCCUCAAGAAAUCAUACCUAUCUUUGAUCAGACGCUCAAGGACGUAAUUCUCGAGAUCCUCGUGGAAGAGAAUGCCUCUGCCGAAGAAAUUGGCGAUGUGGAACGUCAGAUCUACAAGAUUCGUCCAUUCAAUCUCGGUACGAGUCUGAACAUGCGCGAACUCAACCCCGGAGAUAUUGAUAAGCUUGUUUGUGUCAAGGGUCUCGUCAUCCGCUCAACACCCAUCAUCCCGGAUAUGAAGGUCGCCUUUUUCAAGUGUGACAUCUGCAACCAUACCACCAACGUCGAAAUUGAUCGCGGUCGCAUCAUGGAACCCACCGUCUGUCCACGUCGUCAAUGUGGUCAAUCCGAGUGCAUGGUCUUGAUUCACAAUCGCAGCGAAUUUAGCGACAAGCAACUCGUCAAGCUGCAAGAGACUCCCGAUGCCAUUCCCGAUGGUCAAACACCCCAUGCCGUUAGCUUGUGCGUGUAUGAUGAAAUCGUUGAUGUUUGCAAAGCGGGUGAUCGUGUUGAGGUGACGGGCAUCUUUCGGUCUGUGCCAGUACGACUCAACCCGCGUCUGCGUGCCGUCAAGACGCUCUUCAAGACGUAUGUCGACGUUGUGCACAUUUCCAAGACGGACCGCAAGCGACUCGGCCAGGACAUCUCUACACUGACGGACGAGUUGAUGCAAGAAGACACAACUGAGCAGAUUCGCAAGAUUUCAACAGAUGAAAUUGAGAAGAUCAAGGAGAUUGCUGAGCGCGACGACUGCUAUGAAGUGCUGGCUCGUUCAUUAGCGCCUAGCAUUUGGGAAAUGGAAGACGUCAAGAAGGGUAUUCUGCUGCAAAUGUUUGGCGGUACCAACAAGGUCUUCACCCGUGGCGCUGCUCCACGGUACAGAGGCGACAUCAAUGUCUUGCUAUGUGGCGACCCUAGUACCUCAAAGUCGCAAAUCCUACAAUAUGUACACAAGAUUGCACCGCGUGGUGUCUAUACCUCUGGCAAGGGAUCUUCUGCCGUAGGUCUCACUGCCUAUGUCACGCGCGACGCAGACACAAAACAGCUCGUGCUUGAAUCUGGUGCACUCGUUCUUUCUGAUGGCGGUGUCUGCUGCAUCGACGAGUUUGACAAGAUGUCUGAAUCGACGCGUUCAGUGCUGCAUGAAGUGAUGGAACAGCAGACUGUCUCAGUGGCGAAAGCUGGUAUCAUCACAACACUCAAUGCCCGUACAAGUAUCCUGGCCUCUGCCAAUCCAAUCGGCAGCAAAUACAACCCGAACUUGCCAGUCCCACAAAACAUUGACUUGCCACCUACGCUCCUCUCGCGGUUCGAUUUGGUCUACCUCGUGCUCGAUAAGAUUGACGAGACCGCAGAUCGAAGGCUUGCCAAGCAUUUGGUAGGCAUGUACCUCGCCGACCGUACACAAUCUGCAGCGACAGGCUUCACUAUCCCAGUGGACCUUCUUACCAGCUACAUUUCCUAUGCUCGCAAUGAAAUCAAGCCACAAAUGACUGCUGAAGCAGGUGAUGAGCUGGUACGCGCCUAUGUCGAGAUGCGCAAGCUUGGUCAAGAUGUGCGUGCAGCGGAGAAGCGUAUCACUGCCACAACGCGUCAACUCGAGAGUAUGAUUCGAUUGUCUGAGGCACACGCAAAGAUGCGAUUGUCCAGUGAAGUCGUAUUGGCUGAUGUUCAAGAAGCCACGCGACUCAUCAAGGCCGCCAUCAAGGAAUACGCAACAGACAAGGCAACGGGCCGUAUCGACCUCGAUUUAAUCAAUGUCGGUACCUCUGCUGCGCAACGUCGUGCAAAGGUUGACUUGCAGCGAGAAGUCAAGCGUCUUAUUGGAGUGGCGCGUGAAGUUCGCUUUUCAGACUUGCUCAAGAGCGUCAAUGACCAGUCUAACGCUACUGUUGAAGCACAUGAGAUCAACGAGUGCUUGCGUGCCCUCGAAGCGGAAGGAGGCGUUCGCGUUCAGGGACAAGGCAGCAGUCGCAUGAUUCGUGUGGUUGGACCAGCUUCUUAGAGCUAUGUGUAUAGACAAUAAACUUUUUAAACUUGGAAGA